UCAAAGUGAGAGUUCCUCUAACCUCCGACUCUCCGACCAUCUGUCUGCCUUUUCAAUUUUUUAUUUCUGUUUUUCUGAAUGAAGAAUUAAUUUUAAAUAUAUCUGGAGAGACUAGAAAAGGAAAGAGGAGAAAGAAAAAUGGUAAAAAAAAAAUGGAGGCUGGAGCCUCCUUUCCAGAUAAGUGGGCCUAGAUGGAAAGAAGCAACGGUCACAAGGUUUGAAAAUUCGAAACCACAACGUUCACCUUCUCUACUAAAUCCUCCAUCAUCUCUCUCCCUACUUUUUAUUUCUUCUCCAGAGGGGCCACUCCAAAAAAUACCAUCUCCAAUCCUCUUAAAUACUACUACAAACCACAAAUCUCAACAUCCAAGAAGCCAUGAAAAUGCUCAAGACUCUCAAGAAGCUCAAGUUCUGGCACAGAAAAAAGAAGAAGAAGAAGCCCUAUCUCCCUCCCCCUCCUCCUCCUCCUCCUCCUCCCCCUUUACCAUCUCCUCACUGCUGCUGCUCAUGCCCCUCUGCUCCACCUCUACCGCCUUGGUACGACGCAGAGCAGGCCUAUGAUGCUGCCGCUGCUGCUCCAGUCCCAUGUUUUGUUUAUUCAACUCCACAACAGGAGAUAGUCUCAGAGGCCCGACCAUCGUAUCCAACACUGCCGGUUACCAGCACCUCAUCUUAUCAGCAGUACAUGGUUCCCAAUCCGGUUUAUGGCAUUCCUGCUGUGCCUGCACCCACAAAAGAGAAGUCAGCUGGGCUUUUUGGUUGUGCAGUUGAGAUUGGCAGGUAUCUCUUCCGCUGCUUCUGUCCAUGUUUUCGGGUUCGAGAAGCUUGCUAAAGAUAGUUUUGAGGCAGUUACAGUUGAUGCUGCCUUACCAAGAAUAGACCAACCAUCAAGCGUCUUCACAACAAAAAUUCACACUAAAAAAGUAGAAUGAAAAAAUUGAGGAUAAAAUUUUACUCAUUGCUAGGCAGGAAGGGAAAUAUUUACAUAUAGGAUUUGAGCCUCUUGUUAAAUUUUUGUUCUAGACCAAAAUCUUUUAGCUUGCAGCAUCAACCUGCAGAUCUCAAGAUUUAUAGGAUUUUAUGAGUGUGAGAUUGAAUAAUACUGUCAAAGAAUUUUAGGUUUGUGUAUUAGCAAUGCUAAGGAAAUAUAGAUGUUGAUCUCAAGGUCAACGCUAAAGUUUGUGUAUAAGUAUCGGAAUUACUAAUUAGCAUUCGGGUUUGCCUAUAAUGUCAAAUGGUAAGGGUCCAAAUUGAAAGUUCAGUAUAAUACCUUCAAUCAAGGGGUGCUAUGUGUACACCUCGAUCACGUACACCUUGAUCCCACUCCAGUCCUACUGCUUGUACUAUACAUGUCUCAUUAUUUUGUAAUUGAUCUCGUUUUGUUUGUAUCUUGAUCUAUCUGUGUGUACUAUCAUUUAACCACUAAAAUUUUAUCAUAAGCUUGAAUGGCCCAGAUUGAAA
Vitis riparia (riverbank grape) is the source of this 1461-nucleotide messenger RNA. Its product is annotated as WAS/WASL-interacting protein family member 3. NCBI's taxonomy places the organism in Eukaryota, Viridiplantae, Streptophyta, Magnoliopsida, Vitales, Vitaceae. The record is from RefSeq and is a predicted model, not a curated record. The coding region runs from base 377 to 832 and encodes 151 amino acids. The transcript has a single exon.